Molecule: messenger RNA, 7922 nt
Organism: Acanthopagrus latus (yellowfin seabream)
Lineage: Eukaryota; Metazoa; Chordata; Actinopteri; Spariformes; Sparidae
Product: SLC2A4 regulator
Exons: 9
Coding region: 231-1820 (529 amino acids)
Biological process (GO): regulation of transcription by RNA polymerase II
Cellular component (GO): nucleus
Molecular function (GO): DNA-binding transcription factor activity; RNA polymerase II cis-regulatory region sequence-specific DNA binding
Source: RefSeq, a predicted model, not a curated record
GACCGGGCGGCUUUUUGGAUAUCCUGGGUAGUGUUGGUGGCGGCGGAGGCGGUGGUGGAAAAAAAAAAAAAAAAACUUUACAUGUAGACUAGAAUAGAAGUUUAAAGAUACAGACGGCACCUAUCAACUCGCGACAAUCCUGAUAAAUGUAUCUAACUCCAGCAAUUUGCACUAAAAUCUAUAGAAAGCUGGUCUUCUUUCUUUAGUCUCCACUCGCCCCCUGUCUGAAUAUGGAUGCCAGAUAUAUUUUGGAGAAGUCGUCGGUUGGGACGAGGGUCGGCGGUGCGGACUUCAACUGCCGGGCAGGCCGCUCCGUGCUCCGCGACAACCACGAGAAGAACGGCCCCGUGCCGGCGUUCACAAACGGGCCCGUCCUCUACAAAUUCGUAAUGGACGGCGGCUCGGCGGCGGAGGUUAAAGGCGAGGGAACCUAUUCAAAAGGGAACGGAUUUUCACCGGUUGGUCGAAUAUUGCACGACGUGGAAAAAAAUGGCCUGGGGGACCAAAAAGACACAGGUUCCUCUGGGAUCCUGAAGAGGGGCAGUCCUACCCACUGCCCAGGCUUAAACGGGCACUUGCCAGGCGGCUUCAUGCACUUGGACAUCAGGAACCCAGGGAAACAGGCAGAGCUGGCCAACAACUACAGGGCAGCACAAGGGCGAAACAUACCACCGACAGAUAGACAGCCCCUCUCCUCCUCCCACAUCCCGGUCCCUAGACACAGGAAGCCCUCAGGUCAUGCUGAUAAGGAGGUGAUGGCUGCCACCGUCCUGACCUCACUGUCCACAUCCCCUUUGGUGCUCAACCCUUCCUCUGCACCCACAGUCCCAGAACCAGCCGGCAGGGUUUGGAAAGAGGUGCUGUCAGCCAGCUACAGCAGUUCAACCAGUGGCAACUGGAGCUGGGAUGCCAGCGACCAAUCAGUGCCCUCUACACCGUCCCCACCUCUUUCCAAUGACACCAACAAGAACUUCUUACUCUCGUCCCAGUGUGAUGAUGUCAGUGAGGAUGUCACAGAAAGCACACACUUCAUGUUUGAGGACCCCAUACCUCGGAAGCGAAAGAACUCCAUGAAGGUGAUGUUCAAGUGCUUGUGGAAGAACUGUGAAAAGGUCCUCAGCACCUCCUCAGGGAUCCAACGACACAUCCGCACUGUCCACCUGGGCCGAAAUAGCGACUCGGACUACAGUGAUGGAGAGGAAGACUUUUACUACUCAGAGAUUGAGGUGAACAUGGACAGCCUAACAGAGGGUCUGUCCAGCCUCACGCCCACCUCCCCCACCACGGCCGGUCCUCCGCCCGUCUUCCCUCCGCCGCUCACCGAUGUCCCUCACUCUGAACACAUCAGUAUGAACGGUUCGCAGAGCCACGCCCCAACACUGCUCAGUCAGUCAGCUCCCUCCACGCUCUGCCACAUCCGCACUGACCACGCCUACCAGGCCACUGCUCCAGUGAGCAUCCCAGUGGGUCCUGAGCUGGCUGGGUUAGGCAGUGGUAGAGGAACCGGGCCUGGAAUUGGGACUGAGAAUGGCAUCAGUGUGUCGUGGCAGUCCCCUCCUGUCAUUUUCAAAGGCGUCCCGGGGCCUGUGACUCAUGUCCGGACAGUUAGCAUUGGCGAGAAGCGGCAGCCGGCAGCAAGCACACACACCACUGUUAACAAGAACCAUGCUUUAAUAACACCAGCUCCUAAAGCGACACCAGGAACCAGGAAACCCCGUGGGGAGGCGAAGAAGUGCCGCAAGGUGUACGGCAUGGAGAAGAGAGACAUGUGGUGCACAGCCUGUCGCUGGAAAAAAGCCUGUCAGAGAUUCACCGACUAAUCUGGUCCCCUUCCCGCAUCCGCGAGAUGAGCUCUUCCUUAGCUGAGAGCGACAGCUGGAUGGACUCGUCCACCAGAGGAGACAGGGGGUGAUUUCUUCACAGCGGAGCUCUCGGUGCUGCUUCCUUCAGCCCAACAUAGGGAUCGCCUUCUCUGUUUUACGUUUUCCAAGUACAAAGAGAAAAAAAAAAACUGGUGGGUAAAAACAAUCAAAAAAAAAAAAAAAAAAAAAUCAGCAAGAAAAAAGAACUUUGCGCAGGUUUUAAGACUUUUUUUCUAAGACUGAAACAUUUUCACUUCUUUGAUGAAUGACGAAAAGCGAAACAUUUUGAAUUGGAUUCUGAACCUUCUGAUUUGAUCUUUUGUUUUCUCACUCUACAUUUUUCAAGGCCUCAACUCAAGACUACAGAUAAGCUUUUUGGUAUACUCUGUUGUUCAUUAUAGGAUCAUCAUCUACUGUUUAUUGGGUGGAUCAUGACUCUUUUUGGAAGUUCAAGGGUUAACACCAGAUUUGCUUGGUAAGACCUCUGUAGCAUAUCUGUUUUUCGUGUCACUGUUCAAGGGAGUUCAAACCUACCAAAGGCAAAAAAAACAAAAAAAAAGCAGCCUGUUCACUUAAUCCUGAAUCUUGCAUCACUGUCCCCUGCAGCCUUACUGGAUAUUGACUGUAUGUUUAAAUGCAUAUUGUCAAAUUCAGCACAACCAGCUAUACUUCUUGUACUUUUGUAAAGUUACACAAACCGUCACACAAAGAGGUACAAAAAAGUUUCCCCUUGACUUUCCAAAAUGUUUUUGAGAGAUGUACACAACAAAUGAAAUGUGUUUCCCUCUGUUCUUCUCUAUACUUAGUACCCUUAGUAAUAUGCACCUUGAAGAAAUUAGUUGUCUUUUAGAGUAUCACUGUAACCACAGCGUUUGUCUGAGAGAGUUGGUAUCUCUUCUUUAUAUAGAGUUUAUAUUCAGCAAUGACUUGCUGAAGCAACUAGCAGUUGCACUGUGCAAUCAGCAGAAUUUCUUGCUUUGUGGUUGUCAUUGUUAUUAUGGUGAGUCAUGGCAGAAAGGCUCAGUUUCUUCCUGUUUUUUCCCUCUUCAAGGUUUCUGACAGUUUUAAGUGAAGAAUGAACCCAAUCUUUAGUCUUUCUGAAUAACUGAAUCAUUAACCAGCAUUACAGCAUUUGUAGAUACCAGACCUAAUUUCACAGGAACCAAGCACUUUUUCCUAGAUUUCUAGGUUUUUAGUUGAUGUUGUGUUUUAGUCCUCACUAAUAAGAUCUCUCCCUAUGGUCUAACAUUAGAGAAUGAAAGUGAGAAUCAAAUCAAGUCACUUCAGAACAGCGCUGUUUCAAAGUGUUUAACCAAAGUGCUUGUUUUUGGAGCUGACCUGUAAUAAAAAAUGGCAGGUCUGCUUUCCCAAGUUUUGGAUUAAAUAUAGUAGGUUGGAACUCUACUUUUUAGUACACAUCCAAAACAAUCUUCUUCAGCAUUAGUGAACCAAGGAAAUGCACCCAUUGAUUUUAAAGCCCAAUAUUUUUGGCUAAUAAUUUCUAAUAAUUUUCCUACAAUUACAGCAAGGAAUAGAAAAUACAAAGAUGUUUGUGACCUGAUUGCUCUUUAUUAGAAAUAUUUCAAGAAAAGAUAAUCUCCUGCAACUCAGUGUUCCUGAGUGUUCCUGCAAAAGACAAGUUCCAACCUAAAGCCUCAUUCGGACAGGGCUGGUAUUACCUGUGGACUGCUAGUGAUUUAUAAUAAUUAAUUUGGAAUGUCUGUGGUCUUAAGGAAGUACAAAUCUACCAUGUCCUUCAUUUGUAAAGUAAAAAUUCUACUGCAUAUUAUCUACCAUAUUUCGCCAGACACAGGGGUCAUGUGAUGAUGUUUGCGUGCAAAUCGGCAUAUUGGUGAUUUGGGGUUGUACUUCUUUUAAAAUCGCUGUUUGUGGUUGCCAGACAACUGGAAAAUCAUGAAAUGUGAGCGUGGCUCAUAAUAUGUUUAACGGCAGCCGACAGCUGUGCUGUGAGAUCAGCUGUAUUGAUGUUUAAAAGUGAUGACAGAGUAGGUCAGGAGCAUCCACAACAUCUGUUCCUUGAUCUAAAUCAGCUACAAAUGUUUAUCUAUGCUUGUAACACGCGCAGAAAGUGGGCAGAUCAUCUGUAAACUGUAUCAAUAAUGUGACUGCUAAAGAACAGAUGCUCCGCUUAUGAAACAAUGUUACAUGGAGGCUUGUCAUCAUAUCCCGGAAAUAAUGUCUGUAAACACGAGUGAAGUACAGACUGCGCUUAUUCCUGUGCGAAUGUGCUACACGAAGCACAAACAUGAGGUGGUAAUUUCUAAAUCACACAGGGUCCCCUGGUAAUACUAGUCCUGUGCGAAUAGGGCUUAAAACUGUACACCUGCAGGCUGAAGUGUAUUUGUAAUUGGCUGUAUGACAUGGAUGGACAACUUAGUGAUGAUGUCUUAUUGUUGACAAUAAUUCCAAUUAUAAGACAGAAUUACAAUAUUUAAAAGUAAUUCCUGCAUUCAGAGAUUCCCUGGAAGAGUUAAACUUCUUUUAUAAAGUAUUAUGUUGUAAACACUAGUCAAACAGUUUAUUUUUCACUAGUCACAUUCAUUUAAUUUUGUUGCCCAAAAUCACAAAUGUUGCCUCAAAGGGCUUUACAAUCUGUAAAUGUGACACCCUCUACGCUUUGAGCCUCCAUUUAGAUCAAGAAAAAAAACUCAUGUUAAACAAAAACUAACAAAAAAAAUAGGGGUUUUCUGAUCUGCUCUCAGAGGCAGAGUCAUGACAGUAGAUGUUUUCUUUAGAACAGAUUCACUUGUGUAUGUUUUCUUAGCUGUUUUUUGAAUGUAGAUUCUGCUGUGUGUCCUCUGCUCUCUAAGCGCUCCUGACACUGACCUGACCUAAUCACCAUGGCAGCGUAUGAUAAACACACACACACACACACACACACACAGUGCCUUUUCUCUCCUGUAUGAGCAGACAGUAUGACUUCAGACCUCUGCCGCCAUAGGGUCACUCGUGCCGCCUGCUGCCGGUUGAUAGCAUGUAAAAGGCGACCAGUUCUCACUUCUUAAUGAAAGCUGGGAGGCUUGACUGUUAAUUGGUGUGCAAAAAAACACAUUAUAGUCAUUACAGAAUUCAAUAUCUUAAUCACUUCCCGUUACAAACUACCAUUUUGUUUUGAAAAUGAAUGAUCCUGCCUGUAAGUUGUUAAGACAUCCCAGAUAAGCUAGGCCUCCGCCUCUCUCUCUCAGCUCUUCAGCGCGUUCUGCGGGCCUCCUUCGGUCAGAAACGUCACAAAGUGCCAAUGAAAAGAACAUUAAAAAAAAGGAAACUGACCUAGUGAAAUUGCACUACGCUACACUGCGCAAAGACAUGUUUUUAUACAUGGGUAUUUUAUACACACAUUUUGAAGUGAGGAUUUUAUUCGAUGGGGGUGGGAGGGAUGUCGUCACUGCCCGGUUGGAAUGAAUGGGGUGUCAGGGACAGGGGUUCUGUACCUCUGGUUGUCCCCCAUUCUUCAUUAGUGAUCUUGACAGUUGUGUGUCAGAUUUAUUGUGCUAAACAUAGUAGUGCUGGCCAUUUUUUAAAAGUGUGGUACUGCAAAGUACGGUGUGGUACAUAGACAGUCACUUGGAGGGUUGCCAGGGGCUGAAAGCAGCACCUGCCUUGUCUCAGUGAUGGGAAAACAUCGGUCUCAGUCAGUGGCUACACAUUAUGGUCUUAAUAACGGACGCUUUUACACUUUUUUAUUGCCUUGAGGUUUUUUUCUCACAAUACUCACACACUUUUUUUUAUCUCUAAAUUUCAUCUUUGUGCUUCCUUUACUUCUAUAAAAACAAGUUCCUGCUUCUUUACAUUUUGCUGAGCUGAGGUAGUCACUGUGUAGAUACUGUUGUUAGUGCUGGAUACCACUUUUAGUCUGGUCGUUGGUCAAGUGUCAGAUGCAACCCAUCAGGUCUCUCUCCAUCCUCAGUGUAAAGCGCUGUCCACCAGCAUGGUUAGGGGGCUGAUGCUUUUGUUGGCAGUGAAUCAAACUGUUAGCGCGCGCUAAGUGCUAAUGUUUGCUGGCCACUAUUCCAGCUUUUCUCGAGUUGCACUAAACAGGCCUGUGACGAAUACGGCCCAAGCGCUCCACUAGGGCCGGAAAGAAGUGGGGACAAAGUUGCUCUCGCGAACAGAUCUCACACCAGAGAACUUCCUCGGUGAACUAGAUCAAGAGCUACAGCUGUCACCUAGAAUCGUGGGAGAUGGAAGUUGAAGUUGACUGUUAAUGGGUGUGAUUUGCAGACACAAGACACGCAGUGACGAUGCGGAUGGAUUUGCAGUUUCAGGGCAAUCUUGUACAUAUGCAACAUAAAGAGAACCGUGAGGCUUUUUUUUCAUAUAUUGUUGUCGUUUUUCUUUGUUGUUAUAUCUUGUUAUAUGAAAAGUAAACUUUUUUUUUUUUUUUACAUUAUAGUUGCUCGGAAUAUUUUCUUUCUUUUUUUUAAGUCGAUUGAGAAGCUAUAGUGAACAUAACACAUAAAGAUACAAUGUAUAUUGUAGCUUAGAGGCAAAGGGGAGAAAAACAAAACAUGUUGAAUGUAAAAACCUACAAAAGUCUUUUUUGUCGUUGUUAUAUUUGCUGGCUAGUUUGUAUUGCCUGUAGUGAACCUGUUGCACGUCCUGAUUUCGGUAUCCAAAUCUCUUAACACCCACAUACAGCUGUCGCUACACUGCUAAAUCAUAUCAGAUAACAAAACCAUGCAGUAUUGCUUUACUAUCUCACUUUGUGCAAUGAGACGCUUUAUAAUGGAACAAGAACUAACUCGAGCUUUUGGUGACACCUAAGCUUUCUCGCUCGCACCAUUGCUGUCGUCUUUUGUCUUUCUCCCUGCCAAAUAGUCUUUUUUUUUUUUUUUUCAGAACAUGUGUGGUUGUCGUGGAUGUUGUUUGUGGUCGUGACGUCAAGUUGUUGUUAGGCAGGAUAACCUUUGACCUUUUUUGUCACGAUGAAUUUAAAACGUUGUGGGAAUCUUUAUCCUGCCCCGCACAUUCCAACAGACAGCGCGCUUUUUUAGUGUCUUCCACUCGUGUCCUAAUAGACAUAUCCUUCCCAUUUCCUUCUCACUACAGUGAUCGCCUUUCGAUUUUCCUGUUCUUGUGCUAUCCAGCUUUACUGUGGUCCCACCCAAGCCUUUACCCAGUAUAUUAAGCUAAACGAAAACCCUUGAAAUGUGCAUAAAAAAAGCCUUCAUUUAUUUUUCCACAUAUGUCAAAAGUGUAUGUGCUGCGUUUUUUCUUGAAUGUCAGUUUUCAUUUGUGUGUAAACCAGCAGCAGCAAAGCCAAUAGAUCUCCUUCCAAAUCAAAUGUAAUGUAAUGCAUUGCAAUGGCAGCUCCACUCAAUUCUCCGCUUCUUCUACUGUGUUCUCUUAUUGUUUGUCCAGGCUUUUUACCCUGCGUCUGUCAGAAUCUCUCAUUGGAUGACCUUUUUUUUUUUCUCCUGUCGUGUUUUUACCGAGCCUUACACUGGCUAGUGUGAAAACUGACUUUUGCUUUUUUUUUUUUUUUCCUUAUCGAUUGAUUGAUUGAUUGUCCGUUUGAGUUUGAGGUUGUUUUGCAUGUCUAGCAUCGCUCUUUAUUUUUUCCCUGUUCCUUUUACGUUGUUAGGAGAAAUAACACUGAAGGGUUUUAUGUGUUAGAUUUCCCCUUUCAGUAACUGAUAACCCAAGGCUGAUGUAGUUUGUUUUCCUCUAAAUGUUAAAAAAAAAGAAAAUGCUCUUUACACACACACACACACACACACACACACACACAAACACACACAAACACAUACGUGCACACACACAGCUUAAAGCAUUUUGAAGGAAACGUGACGUCAGCCUCGGGUCUUCACUGGAGGGCAAGAUUUUCUCCUGUGUGUGUGGGCUCGGCCUCUGGUCUUCAUCAGCAGGCCCACGCACAUGGAGGAAGCACUUUCUGAGGAGUGGUGCACUCAAGGAGUAUUUGUGUGAAUGUCAAGCCUAUGACUAGUGCUUGAAAAGAUGGAUGACCAUGUAUGAUGCUGAUAAUGUGAUCUAUGUGAUGUAAUGUGAUGGAAAGAAAAUAAACCUGAAUGGAAGAAG